Messenger RNA from Sphenostylis stenocarpa, 423 nucleotides. The record is from the annotation of a GenBank genome assembly. NCBI's taxonomy places the organism in Eukaryota, Viridiplantae, Streptophyta, Magnoliopsida, Fabales, Fabaceae.
AUGUUCAAAAGGAUAUCUCCCUGCAAAUCAGUCUCUGAGAAGAAUCUGUUCCGCUGUGGAUUCAAAUGCAUCACAAGAGAGAAACAGUUAGCAAAUAAAGAAGACAGAAAGAAGCCGUCGCUGUUCCCCGCCAAAUUACAUCGGCAGUGCUGCUGCCGCGCGUGGAACCACGCGUCAGUGGGUUUACCAAAACAACUCGCUUUGAGUCACGGAGACACGGCGGCGCGUAGGAAACACGCGGUUGACGUCGAGCUAUGCCUUAUUAAAGCUGAAUGGAAACUGAACGGCACUGAUACACACCACUAUCACACUAAAGAGAAGAAGAAGAAGAAAAAGAAAGGGUCACGGAUUCCAGAAGAAUCUGAAACGAAAAGCCCUAAUUCAAUUGCGCGUUCCACAUAUGUAGGAAGAGGAGUUCAGUGA